AUAAGAAUAAAACACGAGGAACCAGAAACCUGGAGAAUAAAACAGGAUCGAGGAGAGUUUAUUGAAGAAAUUGAGGAGAACCAAGAAUUGAGUGAAGAUGAGGAGAAUCAUCAUGUCAGAACUGGAGAAAAUCCUUUGAGUUGCACUCAAACCAAACGGAAAGAUUUAAAGAAAAAAGCCAAGAAAUCUUUCACCUGCACUCAGUGUGGAAACAGUUUUUCAAGAAAAACUUGUUUUGUGCUUCACAUGAGAAUUCAUACUGGAGAGAAACCAUACACAUGUGAUCAGUGCGGGAACAGUUUCGCACAAUCAGGAACCCUUAAGAAACACAUGAACACCCACACUGGAGAGAAACCGCACAAGUGUUCACACUGUGACAAGAGAUUCACUCAGUCUGGAUACUUGAAAGCACAUGAGAGGAUCCACACUGGAGAGAAACCGUACACAUGUGAUCAGUGCGGGAAGAGUUUUGUACGGAAAGCAAUCCUUUUGAAACAUUUGAAAUUUCAUUCAGGAGAUAAACUGUACAUAUGUAUUCAAUGUGGGAAGAGUUUCAUAUACAAAAGAAGUCUUUAUGUUCACAUGAGAGUUCACACUGGUGAGAAACUGUACACUUGUGAGCAGUGCGGGAAGUGUUUCACACAAUCAUCACAACUUAAGAGACACAUGAAGAUCCACACUGAAGAGAAACUGUACUCGUGUGAUCAAUGUGGCAAAACAUUUUUGAGGGCUUCAGAUCUGAAGAAACACCUGACGGUUCAUUCAAAGGAGAAGCCACAUUCAUGUCAUCUGUGUGGAAAGAGCUUUUCACGUUUUUCAUCUUUGAAACAACAUAAAAAAACACACACUGGUGUGAGAGAGUACAUGUGCUUGUGUAAAAAGACUUUUACUACAGCGACCAGUUUAAAACAGCAUGAGAGGAUCCACACUGGAGAGAAACCUUAUAAGUGUUCACACUGUGACAAGAGAUUCAGAGUGUCAUCAAGUCUGAAAACACACGAGAGGAUUCACACUGGAGAGAAACCGUAUCACUGCACUGAAUGUGGGAAGUGUUUCAGUCGUUCAUCUUCUCUACACAGACAUACAAAAAACAAUCAUAGUUAGUAUUCAAGAUUCAGCUGAGAUUCUGAUCAAAUCAAAGAUGGAGUUCCUCCCCAAAUAACCGUCAAAACAUUGCAUUAUUUUGCUUUCUUAUUCUUCUUCACUGUUUUUCUUAAAUGACUAAUUAUUCUUCCACUUAAGAUGUAUUUAGAAAAUGCAGAUGUAAGCUAUACUGUCACGCAACUCCUUCUGUGCUUCUCUUGUAGGAAGGGAUGGGUACCAGAACAUGGUAUAGAUCAUAAUUGUGAGAAUAGUAAUACUCUUAAAAUCUUAACUAUACCCAGGGCUC
This is a messenger RNA of Carassius auratus (goldfish), 1390 nucleotides long. Its product is annotated as gastrula zinc finger protein XlCGF8.2DB-like. The record is from RefSeq and is a predicted model, not a curated record. Gene Ontology annotation, biological process: regulation of gene expression. Gene Ontology annotation, cellular component: nucleus. The transcript is spliced from 2 exons. NCBI's taxonomy places the organism in Eukaryota, Metazoa, Chordata, Actinopteri, Cypriniformes, Cyprinidae. The annotation marks the transcript as partial.